Messenger RNA from Mycosarcoma maydis (corn smut), 1632 nucleotides. RefSeq names its product putative tyrosyl-tRNA synthetase. The transcript has a single exon. The coding region runs from base 1 to 1632 and encodes 543 amino acids. Gene Ontology annotation, cellular component: cytosol; mitochondrion. Gene Ontology annotation, biological process: tyrosyl-tRNA aminoacylation. Lineage: Eukaryota; Fungi; Basidiomycota; Ustilaginomycetes; Ustilaginales. Gene Ontology annotation, molecular function: tyrosine-tRNA ligase activity; RNA binding; ATP binding. The record is from RefSeq and is a predicted model, not a curated record.
AUGAUCCGCACCGCGCUUGCUAGGCGUCUGUCUAUAUGCACUCGUGGCUCGAUCCGCCUUACUUGCUCUGGUCGCAUCGCACAGACCUUUUCGGCUUCGGCUUGCAUACGACACUCUUCUACAAGCACUGCUUGCCCACCCUCCUCCGCAGCCUGUUGGAGCAAGGAUAGCUCGAUACCGGAUCUGAUCAGCGAACUCGAGUCGCGCAAUCUGAUUGCGCAUGUGACCUCGCGCUCGCUCCGGUCUCACCUCUCGUCGGCACCUCGCAUCGUGUAUUCGGGCGUCGACCCGUCCGCCGACUCUCUGCACGUGGGGAAUCUACUGCCGCUGCUCACGCUGGCGCAUUUCGCACGUCACCGCCAUCAUCCCAUCGUACUCGUCGGCGGAGCAACCGGCAGCAUCGGCGAUCCGAGCGGAAGAAGCACAGAAAGGAAUGCACUCAGCAAAGACGUGUUGCAUCGUAAUGUUGCAGCCAUCACGCAGCAGGUUGGCAAGUUUUUCAAUCACGUUCAGGAGUACUAUGCAGAAUCCACCGGAGAAAGGUUUGCAGUAGAUAACCACACUGAGGACAAGGAGCGCGAGGCGAGCAGAUUGGGUAUGGGUAUUCGAAUGAUGAACAACUACGAGUGGAUGAAAGACGUUUCGCUGUUGGACUUUCUCGGAGGUGUGGGUAGACAUGCAAGGUUGACACAGAUGCUGGCAAGGGAUUCGGUCGCUUCGCGCCUAGCACCCGCUACUUCUACUGGCUCAUCCUCGGCUGCAAAUGGCGGUGGUGGCAUGUCGUACACUGAGUUCUCGUAUCAACUUCUUCAGGCGUAUGACUUCUCGUUCUUGCACACCCACCAUGCGUGUACGAUCCAGAUCGGCGGAUCUGACCAACUGGGAAACAUCACUGCUGGAAUCGACCUGAUACGACGCACCUCAUCCACAUCAUUGCUCACCGACCCCGCAUAUGGUCUCACUCUGCCGCUACUGACCACGUGCACCGGCGAAAAGUUUGGCAAAUCAGCGGGCAACGCCGUCUGGCUCUCUCGGUCGAAAACCUCGGAUUGGGCGUUGUACCAGUUCUUCGUACGCUCAUCCGACGCCGAUGUCGAGCGCUACCUUCUCUCGCUCACCCUGCUCGAACCACAGUUUGUCAAGUCGAUCAUGCAGGAGCACCAAGAAAACAAGAAACUCCGAAAGGCGCAGACCGUACUCGCCGAUCACAUGACGCGCUUAAUCAGAGGUACGCACGCCAUGCAACGCUGCAAGUUGCUCACCGAGCUCCUGUUCAGCCACACCAGAACACUCGGCGAUCCGCUCGAGUCUACGCGCAAAAUGCUUUCGCAACUAGACACAUCCAGUAUCGGUGACCAAGACGGGAUCGUGGCCAAGCUGCAUGACGAGCAGGUGGUCGGCGUCGACGUAACCAAGGUCGUAACAACAGCUGGCUUGGUCAAGAGCAGAGCCGAAGCAAAACGCCUCUUGAUCAGCGGCGGGCUCUACAUAAACAAUCGACAGGUUCAACAAGACGCCAACACUGUGGUAAGCGAGCAAGACCUGGUGCGCGCCAAGAGCGCAGGCGGAAGGAUAUGUUUGUUGAGGGCCGGAAAGUCGGCUGUCAAAGUGGUGUUUGUGCGUCAAACUUGA